This is a messenger RNA of Geodia barretti, 3144 nucleotides long. Lineage: Eukaryota; Metazoa; Porifera; Demospongiae; Tetractinellida; Geodiidae. The record is from the annotation of a GenBank genome assembly.
UAGCUAUGAAAAUGUAUUUAAUGUGUCUAAACUUGUCUUUUGAGUGACUAUGAGACAUGCUUUUGCAGCUACUCAACUACAUUUUCGUUUAGCAAGCAUAUGUGUGUUUAUAUCCGUACAGUUUGGCAAACAUGACAAACUACGGCAUGAAAGCACAAAAUAGCGUGUCUAUCCAAACCACCAAAUGGCACCAAGGUUUUCAAAGAAAGGAGAUUAACUAUUUUUGCUUUUUUUACUGCAGUAUCAUGUCAAGAAAUUCACUCAGAGUUACUGUUACUAAUGUCGAUGUUCUUGUGCACUACUGCCAUACCAUUGGAGGACUUCUACCCAUAUGGUCCAGAUGUUGGAGAUUCUCAAGUAGACCUGCCAAUUUAUACAUAUGGGCUAAUUUCUGUUGGAGAUGUUAAAGUUUCGGUGUGGUUGUACGGUGCUAUAGACUAUGGUGGACGUUCCAUUGGAAAUUUCAUGGAGGUGUUUUUUAUUGGAUUUGAUAAUGUUGGAGGAGCUGUCUGGUUUCGGAACAGCACCUUUCAAAGCACAAAUGAGAGAGCACUGACUGACAUACAACGUGUGUAUCCCUCUGUGUCAUACAUUGACCAGAUUUUGAUUGUCACAUGGGAUCGUCUUCACCUUUUGUCCCAAAACUAUCAGACCAACACAUUCCAGGCUGUAAUAGCAACUUCUGGAAAUGAAACUUACAUAAUGUAUCUCUACGCUGAUGGUCUCAUGCAAUGGAUAAGUGAAUAUGGCGGUAUUACUGAUGAUGGUAUGUUUACUGCAAGAGUUGUUUAUGGUCAAUGGCUAAUCUCCGCCACCUUCGAGCUUCCCGGUUCUGAAACCUGCAGCAUUAUUCAUAUUACUUCAAGAUCUAAUGUCGGUAUUCCAGGAAUGUUUGUGUUUGAUCUGGACGGAACACACCCAGUUUUUGUCUCAGAAUGUGAAGAGGGAGAUGUUCGUCUAGUUGACAGCAACAUGAACACCAAUGCCAGUGGUAGAGUGGAGAUGUGUCUGGAUAAUGAGUGGAGGGUAGUGGGAGAUGAGACCUGGGGAGUGGAGGAGGCUACUGUCGUCUGCAGACAGUUGGGACUACCAACUGAUGUGGUAGUGGUAGGAUGGAAUCUAAAGAGUGCAGGUGUUCCAAUAAGCUGCACUGGCAAUGAGUCUUCACUGAUGGAUUGCAGUAGUGAGCCUGGUAAACGGGGUAAUGUUGCAGACCCACUCAGAUGCAGUGGAGGGGCCACAACAUCCACCUGCUUGGCUACUGACGGCUGUGAGGAUUUCCUAGGACAAGACUCAUCAACAUUGCCUGCUGUUUGCUUUAACAGAUAUGGAAGUUGUGUUCCAUUCUCACCCUAUCUGUUGGGAAGUGGUGGUAUUCCUUGUGAUAGUGUCUAUGAGAGUGGAACUGACUAUGUGUACCUCAAGAAUAGUAGCGAGUCCUUCCAACCACUCAAUGUACUUGGGGGGAUUGAACAACAGCUAGAUGAUGUAUUCUCCAAUCACGACUGUACACUCUCAACUGUAAGAAUGAUAUGUCACUACUACCUGCCUCCCUGUGGAAACUCUACUCAUUUUGAGCCACCGACCUCAGUCUGCUCUGAUGCCUGUUAUCUACAAAGUCAGAUUUGCCCCUCUUACUGGACAUUUGUUGAAUCAAGACUUGGGCAAAUUGAGAGUAAUCCUCUCAACUGCUCAUUCUCUGAAUCAAUUUUGAAUCCUAUUCCUCAUACAUCUUGUUCUCAUCUUGGAGUGUAUGCAAAUGUGACUAUUGGUCUAAGUCAGACAGUGUACUCAGUGGUGGAAGAAGAGGGCGUGGCUGUUGUGUGUACAUCUGUUCUCUCUGGAACUACUUCUGGGAGGACAUUCAGUAUCAGCUACCAAACUACUGAUGGUGAUGCUAGAGCGCCUGCUGACUACAUAGCAAUCAAUGGAAGCUUUGACAUAACCGACUCUAAUAGUGAACAGUGUGUCAACAUCUCUGUUGUAUCAGGCAAGACAAUUGAAGAUGAAGAGUGUUUCAAUUACACUAUUGUAACAUCCUCUAAUACUAUCGGCCUUACACUCAUCCCCAAUACUGCUACUAUCUGCAUCAGUGAACCUCAAGAAGCAACUCCUUCAGAAUCUACUACACAAACUGCUCUAGUUACUGUUCUGGCUGUGCUAGUGGCAGUAGUUCUACUUUGUAUGGCUAUAAUGGCUGUUGUAGUUAUUGCAAUUUUUCUGAAAAGAACUAAGUUAUCAAGACGCAGGGAUUUCACUUCACCAUAUGAGAUUCAUGACUCUCUUCCCAGUAAAGAUAGACAAACUGAUAUUUUGCAUCACCUCCGAGAGCAACUGGAAAACAAGAAAAUGAUAUACUCCAAGGAUCAAAUCCAGCUGUCUACUACAAUAGGACAAGGAGAGUUUGGGCUCGUGUACAAGGGAUACAUCAAAACUGCAGUUGGAAAUGAAAUAGUUGCAAUAAAAACAGGAAAAGCACUUUUUUCUUCUGGUGACUUGAAAACCCUUGCUAAGGAGGUGUCUACCAUGUUGUCUUUCAGGCACAUAAACAUUAUGUCUCUUAUUGGAGUGUGUAUUGAUGGAGAGAUGCCCCUGCUAAUCAUGCCAUUUAUGUCCAAUGGAAGUGUGUUGGAGUAUGUUAGGAAACACAAAGACAGACUCUUUAUCACUGGCGAGCUCCUAAGAGUGGAGUUACAAACAGCAUCUGCAGCACUUCUUCGGAUAUGUCUCCACAUUGCACAAGGAAUGGAGUAUCUUUCUAGAAACAAGUUUGUUCAUCGUGACUUGGCAGCAAGAAACUGCAUGAUUGACGGGGAAGGAGUAAUCAAAGUGGCUGAUUUUGGACUCGCAGAGGACAUGUAUUGCACUAACUACUUCCGUCGAAGGAAGAGUGAGACUGGACACGAGGAGAAGGUCCCUAUACGGUGGAUGGCCCCCGAGAGUAUUGAAUACUCUGUCUAUACACAGGCUACUGAUGUAUGGUCAUACGGAGUGACAAUGUGGGAGAUUUUCACUUGUGGGAGGGUCCCAUACGCUGGAAUACACGCCAUGGGUCUCUUGAAGGGGCUAAAGAGAGGAGAGAGACUGGAGAAACCGGACAACAAGGCCUGUCAUGAUGACAUAUAUGAUGUGAUGUUCUCAUGC